Nerophis lumbriciformis (worm pipefish) is the source of this 2229-nucleotide messenger RNA. RefSeq names its product transmembrane protein 236 (gene tmem236). Lineage: Eukaryota; Metazoa; Chordata; Actinopteri; Syngnathiformes; Syngnathidae. The record is from RefSeq and is a predicted model, not a curated record.
UUUUGCCCCACUGUAUGUGACAAAAUAAAACCAUUUUGGUAAAAUUCUCAUUGUUUAAAAAAAAUUUAAAUUCAAUGUACAGUAAUUGUAUAAUUUAGUAAAAUUGUAAAAUAUAUUUCUCCUAAGUGUCUCAAAGGGCUCCACAAACCACGAUGACAUCCUCUGAUCUGAACCCACAUCCGGGCAAGGAAAAACUCCAAAAAGCCUUUGCUGGGAAAAGAAGAAACCUUGGAAAGGGGCAACAGAUGCGGGGGGUCUCCUUCCUGGGUGACAGUGCAAUGGAGGCCGAGCUGGUUCAAGUAUUGAAUUGUGACGUGAAGAGAUAUUGUGAGAGUCCAGUUCAUGGAGAAGCCAGCAGAGGGUGGUAGAGGAUCUUGCAAGUAGACAAAUGGAAAACGCAGAGACUUCACCAACUGCUGCAAAUUGUUACAACUUAAGAAGCAGUUACACUACAGGAAAGACGGUGAAGCUUCUCGUCUACGAGCUGCUGCAGUUCACCGCCAUGAGCGGCACCGUGCUCGUGGUCACGGAGAGGUUCGCCUGCCUCAUGAGCGAGGUGAAAGGCCGCGACGAUAUGAUCUACUGGCUGGUGGUGGCCGUCUCCGUCGCCUACCUGACCUCUGCGACCUUGCUGGUGUGGCUCCCCUUCAAGUAUCACAUCUUGAAGAGAAGAAGAGUGACGAAACGAUGGAGGCCAACAUUUUUACUGCACGUCAUCUUGUGCACGUUACCGUGCUUUGCCAUUUUCAUGGCCAGCUCGCAGGUACAAGUCAACUCUAACCUGAGACUCGACCACUUUGCCGAGUUGCCCGUCUCCUUGGUCAUGUUCAGCCUCAUCUGUGUGGACCUGGUGGAGAGGAUACGACCCUGCAGGCUGCUGGGACAAGAAGCAGACAGUCUGGACCUGACCUUUGACCUGGCGGGGCCCAUCCUGACCCACCUGGAACCAGUCAGCUGCGUCUCCGGCCAGCCGCCGUCUGAGGAAGCUCAGCCAAACGACGCCCCAGCGAGCCCAGCGGACCCCAAGAACCAGCCGGUUGCCCCCCGCAGGCUGCAGGGCGUGUCCGGGCGCUCCGUGCCCCUCCGCAGCAAAACGUCCGGCGCCGCUUACUUGUACUCCUCCUCGCCAUCACGCCGCUUCGCCGGCCCUCUGGGCUUCCUGCGGAGAAAAGACGCGAGGUCGGACGUGUUUGUGGAUUGUUUCUUGUUCUGGUUCGAUACCGUGGAGAUGGUGCGGGUUUCGGGCCAGCCGGCGGUCUUCUACUCCCCCUGGGUGUACCCAGUCUUCAUUCUCGCCUUCCUGUCCACGCUGCGCAUGGCCCUGGUCCCUCGCAGUCCCUGGUUGUCCUCGGCCGGCGUGGCCCUGCAGGACCUGCCUUUCUUUGUCCUGCGCGUCGCCCUCAUGGCCGCUUUCGGACUGGUGACGCCCGUGUUGUACCCGCUGAAGAACGCCCUGGUCGGCCUGGCCUUCUUCUACUUCACCUUCCUCACCAAGAUGAAAAUAUUUAAGAGGCGGAGCAUGUUUUGACCAGGAGGAGGAGGACCUGUGAGACAAACUAAGGGUAAAUCUUACAAGUAUUGGCCAUUUUUUUUAGUAUUUAUUUACACACUUUAACCCUGUAAGACUCAAAUAUAGAAAAACCUAAAGAAAAAAUAUUUGACCUUUCAGAUGUUGUUGUAGGAGGCAUUUGAUGCAGAAAUUGAAGAGUUUAAAAAAAAAUGUUUUUAGAGAAAUGUUGUAAAAUUGCAACAUUGGGCUUUGAUGGGAGCAGAAUUUCUGUAUUUGUACUCACGGGUUCAUUUGCAGGGUUGAUUGCUUACUUAGGCCCAUAACGACAUAUACCAUUAAUAAUAAUAACACAUUAGUUAUAUUUUUAUGAAGUCAUUUAUUACAAAUAUAAAAAAUAUGAAACAAGAUAAAACUCUUAAAAACCGCUUUUCCCCCUCUUUUAUAAUUGCAACAAUUAUAUAACAAGCUCUAAAUGAAAUUUGAUGCAUCUGUUCCACAAUAACUACAUAUGUACAUGCUCUAGACCAGUGUUUUUCAACCUUUUUUGAGCCAAGGCACAUUUUUUUCAUAAAAAAAAUACGGCGGCACACCACCAGCAGAAAAGGUUAAACAAUGAAACUCCGCCAGGUUGUCGUGCCUUAUUUUGAGUUUGUUGUUGUUUCCUGUGUGUCGUGCUUUAGUUCCUGUCUUGCGCUGUUAUUUUGGUGUUCUCCUGCAUG